Molecule: messenger RNA, 2160 nt
Organism: Hydatigera taeniaeformis
Lineage: Eukaryota; Metazoa; Platyhelminthes; Cestoda; Cyclophyllidea; Taeniidae
Source: the annotation of a GenBank genome assembly
ACAAGCGUAAACGUGCAGGCUUCGGAGUUUGCUGCACGCUACGUGGACCCCGAGGGCGUGCCGAUUGCAAACGCAGGACAGGCACUGCUCGGCGCAGGCUCUACCUCGAGCUCCUCCUCCAAUGCGCCUAAAUUCGGCACCUUAAUCCCCAAUCGCAUCUUCGUGGGCGGCAUUCCCUCUAAUGCAAGUGUUUCCUUUCUUUCGUCACGAUCUCGUGCCCUCGGCGCUCUACACAUGAUGACUUUUCUAACCCUUGUUUCUUGCGCAAUAGGGUUCUUUCCUACCUUCUCAACUUUUUCCCUCAAAACUACUGAACAGGAACUCAAGACGUACUUCUCUAGCUUUGGUCAGGUGAAGGACGUGAAGAUCAUCAACGAUCGACUUGGUGUCUCGAAGGGGUAUAAGAGCUACGGUUUUGUCACAUUCGAAAGCCAGGAGGUGGCUGAAAAGAUCAUUAAAAAUGAGUCAGAGACGCUCAUCUUCAAGGAUCGCAAGUUGAACAUAGGCCAUGCCAUUCGCAAGCAGCAGCUCUUCCCACGUCCAGGUAUGUUGGUCGAGCCCGAUUGUGCGGCUUGUCCGGGCUCUGCCUACCAACAGAUGCUCCUGCAGCAAGCGAACGGUGCAAUGUACCUCUCACCGCAGCCAAACCAACAGGCAGCGGCAGCAGCAGCAGCGACGGCAGCUGCAGUACAGUACUCAGCGCUUCAGUCGCACCUUGCUGCUCAUCAAAACGCUGCAGCUGCCACUUUCGCCACACUCCAGCACCACCAGCAGUACCAACAGGCCUCCCUCACAGCUCCACUUGCAACUGGGGGGCAAACUUCGCAGGCAGCGAUGAUGGCAGCGGCAGCAGCAGCAGUGGCGGCGGCAUCUCAAUGGUCGAAUGCUGCCAAUUCGACAGCUAACGGUCACAACUCAUCUGGAGCCGCGGCAGCAGCUCUUCCGCCUCCACCACAGCUGACGCCAGCACCCUCAGUGUCAGUAGGUCAGCACGCCCCAGCGGCGCUGGGUGGUGCAGUUAGUGGCAACUGUGGUAGCGUCCUUGACGCCACUCAGUCACCGCAAGUGGCCGCGCUGGCAGCUGCCGUAGCUGCUCAACAACAGCUCGCCGCUGCUGCUGCAGCAGCUGCAGCUUGGAGGUGGUCCUCGCCUUCCGCCGCUGCUGCCGCUGCCGCUGCCGCUGCCUCGCAACACGGCAGUGGCGGUGGUGCUCUUCUGGCACCCUCUCCCUCGGCUCUCACCAACGGGUCUGCGACAACAACUGGGCAGUCCGUGUCACAAACUGCAUCUCAACAGGUGAGUGGGGGUCUUUACGAGAGUCUCUUCUCGAGGCUUCUAUACCAACAUCACCAACAACAGCAACAACAACAGCCGGCUUUCGGAUUGAAUAAUCCUGCUUUGGUGGCUUCAACGGCGAACACCGCUCCUGCUAUCCACUCUCACGAUUUGCCACUACCACCACAACAACCACAUCAUCAACAGCAGCAGUUGGUUUUCCUGCCGAACACCACCACGACAAGCGACUAUAGCACUGAUCACAGUGCCCAUUCCUCGGGCCUCAUGGAGUCGGUAGAGCCAGGUAUUUUUCAUUGUGACGGCCUUAUGAGUCCACCACAACAGCUGCAGCCUACCCUUCUGCCAACUGCGGUGUUCGCGCCUGCGAUCUUCGAGGGAGGUAUAGCGGCCACCUCGAGUCCCCUGCUAACUACUCAUAGACAUCUCGUUUCACCGUCUACCAAUAACAACCACAAUAACACCAACACCACAAUAACUGUCACGCCAACUGCCACCUCCACCAACAGCAACGGCAGCGGUAGCUGCAUCAGCAAUUGCGCAGGUCAGACCUCCUCCCAACAGGCUCCCCAAACUCCUCACCUUUAUGGCACCCCCACUCCCCAGCCCAUCAUUCUUGACGUCUACUCAGGCGCUGGCGGCGGCGGUGGUAUCUCACUGGCUCCAUUGAAGCAGACGCCUCUCCUCUCCACAGAGAGUCUUAUGAUGGUGGAACACACAAGCAGCGCCUCUGGUUUAAAGCAAAACGGAGGUAGUGGAGGUGGUGGAGUUGGCUGCGGCGCGGGAAGUCGCGGGGGCACGGGAUCCAGCCCCAAGAAGUUGACUGCUGCAAAUGGUAGCACUACGAAUACUCGCGCCGCGAUCUAG